Messenger RNA from Stylophora pistillata, 3639 nucleotides. RefSeq lists its product as uncharacterized. NCBI's taxonomy places the organism in Eukaryota, Metazoa, Cnidaria, Anthozoa, Scleractinia, Pocilloporidae. The record is from RefSeq and is a predicted model, not a curated record.
GAUAUGGAGCAAGCAGAAGGUGGUGUAAUAUGUAAGAAAAGAGAUGCCAAGCCAUUUUAUAGAAACGUAUAUUUGAUAAAGAACUGUGAUUUUAUAUGGAGAGAUGGUCAAAGGUACAUGCCAACACAAAGUGAAUUAGCAACAAUACGAACAUCUCCUCGUGGACAGUACGAAAAGAAAGUAGAAUUUUAUCGGAGUAUGUCAAAGGAAAUGGUUGUGAGAAAGCUUGAAGAGACAUUUCCCUACUUAAGUAAUAAGAGUUAUUCUUGUAAAGCUGUUACUUCACGCCCCUCCAAAGAUAUGUCGACAUCUCACGAUGAAUGUGCAAGAAUUUGGGAUGGAGAGACCAUAUGGAGGAACAUACAGGGGAACUCAGCUUUAUACAUUUUGGAGGACGAGAAAAACGAUUACUCUGCACACCAACACCAGCCAAAAUUAAAACGUCGUUAUGAUGAGCUCACAUCAUGCGAUCAGUCACAACAAGCAGCAAGUGAACUGAGUUCUUUGAGAAUGAGUGGACCAGAAAAGCAACUUACCUGUUCUGGUACUAACACAAGAAACGGUUCUAGUCAUCCAAUUGUAGCAUCAAGGCUGGCUCUUCAAGCAGAGACUUCAGGAGCUGAAAAUGGAGCACUGCAAGAGGUCAUCAGACUUCCAGAAAAUCAACAGUCUGGGAAUGGAACUAGAAGCAGCGCCUCGUAUACCACAGUCGUAUUCGGGCCGACACCAAAAGGUUUGGAGAGUGAUGGUCAAUAUGCAAAUGAAAGACAAGGCUCACGCCAAGAAACCUUGCCAAAUUUAUUUCGGGAAACUGGUCCACAUCCACCACUGCAGCAAGCCCCUGUAAUGGGAGCGCCAGCCUCAGGUGAAAGUACCACCAUCCCCACGUCAAGUGCAGACGCUAUCGAAAGCAGUUUAUCUCAGCUACUUCGUUCAGUGUUUGAUGACGGUAUAGACCCCUUUCCGGAUUCCCACCCUCUUUUUUCUGAAUGUUAUCCUGAUUCUUCCUUAGAUCUGCCUCCAAAUGAAGAGAUUCCUGAAAAGAAGUCUGACUUAAAUGCGGAAAAGUAUCCCACAAAGAUGCCAGUUUGUCUGGACUCUGAAAUGGCGGAUGAUAAUGACCACACAGGGACUUCAGGAGUGAGCAAUUUUCCACCCCCUACUCUAGGAUUCCACUCUUCUGAGAUAUCUGACCGCUCAGCUGAUAACAACAGUACGACCAGCGGUGUUUCUGAGCUUGGUCAGAACUUUUCCUCAGGUGAUGUGUCGCCCAAUGAAGAAGAGCAGUUUGAAUUCAGUGUCAUACCGGAAAGGGUUCCCUUACAGGGUGGUCCCUUGUUUCGUAUUAAAUCUAAUCGAGCGUUUCCGGAGAAUUUGGAGAUUGCAUUGGCUAUCUUCCAAUUCGAGCAUCCAAUCACUGUUUAUGUUAAUGGGUGUGGCAAUGACUGCCUUGAUGGAGAGAAUAUUCCACCUUCCAAUAAGCCGGGAAAGGUCAACAUACUUUUAAAGCGAGCGAAUGGUAAAGUACUUGGCAAAACGGAGAUUUGGUAUUACAAUAAAAAGAAGGAGGCUAUUCGAGAGAUGCUUAAGGACCCGGAGCAACAAUCGGAUUUUUUUCGAAGUUAUUCUGAGAUGUUGAUGGUUUGUAACAAUGCAACAGCCAGUGGCACUGAAGCACAAAACCAUGUAAUUUGUGGCUCUACAGAACCUGUACAGAUGUUAUACGCCUUCGUUUGCGUUGCAGCAGAAAUUGGUGCUGAACAAUUUAUCAAAAUUAUCUUCAACUCGUCCGCUGGAAGAGUAGUUUAUGACCAAUACAAUGACAGCUCAUUUCUUCCCGAAGCUAUUGCCAGAGAGUAUGGGCAUGAGAAGAUAGCUGUUUAUCUUGAGGAGAUAACUGGAAGAUUUUCUAAAGAGGCCAGUGACACCCCAAACUACCCCCAGACGAUCGACUGGUCUGAGCUCAUUAGAGCGGCAGAGGAAGCACAAAAGCAGCCCAGUCACAGCAGUGAAGGAAAGAGCGAUCAUCUGGAAAGAAAUUUUAUAAAGGACACUGGUUAUUUGGGAGACAUCGACACCUCGUCUAACGGAUCUUGCGAGAGCGUAAGCUCCGAGUUUGAAGAUGACAUUCCUCUGGCGAGUUCUAAAGUAGAAUUGGAUUACCUUGCAGAUCAACUCAGCGAAGUUACUUUGGUAUAUAAAGAUCAGGAAUUUGGAGUCAAAGAGGCAACUUUGAACCAAAGGUUGAUGUCGUUUAGCAAAACUGGACAUUUUCACCGAGAGCAAGUAAAUUCUACAGUGGCCAACAAAGUUGUGUUACCGACUAAAGAAGGAUGGGUACUCUCCCUUUCUCAAGAAAGCUUCAUUCUAGAAACCCACGGCCUGAGACACCUGAGAGGUCUCAAUAGAUGUGAUAUUUCCUUUUUCCUGGGCUCAGAAAAGGAAAGAAUCCAAUCUCAUCUAAUCACGGAGUAUGAAAGGUGGUUUUUCCUGUUUAAUUUCAUAAAAGACAGCAGUUUACACAAUCAAACGUUUGCAUCAGGAUGUGGACAAUUUGUACAACAAAUUAAACAGGAGAUCCAAACUGUUAUGAUGGGGGCCUCCUCUGGCUGCGUUGAAGACAUCCCUUGCAUAAAAUCAACCAGGGAACUCUUAACAACGUCAGAUAAUCCGGAGUUAGCUGUUCAAUGGGACACGACUCAAGGGUCAACAAAAUAUUCUACUUCCAAUGUAUGGGUGUUGACUUGUUUGUACCGUCCAGCGAGGAAUAUUCUGUUUAUAUACGUUGCAGACAACAGUGAUGUUUUCCCUCACAAAGUGUAUUUCGAUGAUGACGAAUACGAAUUGUCAACCCAGCGCUGGCAGUGGCAGCGACACAGCAGCAGUUUAUUUAAUGUCCAAAAUAGGCUACAAGAAAUGCGGAAACUAUCAGAGCAAGUGAGACCAGAAUUCGGCCCGACUCCUCUUCCUACGUGGAGUGCAAAGCAGAUUUUGCCUCAAGUGCAAGGCAAGCACGUGUUACGUCAGCCUGAAUGCUGUCCUACUUGGUUGACAUCAGGAGCGCACUCGAUAUCGACUUGGUUGAGUCAGUAUAACCAAUUAAUAUCUUCACCCCUGAUUAAAUGCCAGUCAGAAGAUCCUUGCCUUGUCAACGAUGAAACGAAUCACUUUUUUGAAACGUUAUACGAAGAACAUAGGGAGGAUUUGGCUAAGGAUGAGUCAUUAACUGCUUUCACCCUAACCAUCGACAGCGAACGCGGAUACCUGGAUAAAGACUGGCCAAGAAACAUUAGGGAUGAGUUGGCGAAGAGUGCGUCGUCAACUGCUUUCACCCUAACCAUCAACGGCGAAGAGAAAGACCUGGAUAGAGACCGGGGAAGAGGUCUUGAAGAAGGUUUGGCGAAUAGUACGUCAUUAACUGCUUUCACCCUAACCAUCAACAGCGAACACGGAUACCUGUAUGGAGACUGGGAAAGAGGCCUUGGGGAGGAGUUGGCAAAGAGUAGGUCAUUAACUGCUUUCACCCUAGCCAUUAACAUCGAGUACGGAUACAUAGGAACGUUUCAAAUUGUCGCUGAGGAUUUGUUCAACAUGCAAACGAGAAAACCUGACGCAUCCUACAUAGAGAGGGAUGAUUAA